AGGGCGGAUUGGUCUAACUGAGACAAGGUUUCCUGCCUGGCAACUUGCAUUUAAAGUCAGGAAUUCCCUUUAUGUUUUCUCCGUACCUUCGUUGCCUACCUCACAUCCACUAACAAUGGCCACUCCUUGCAUUUCACAGCGGUGCGGCCUCUCUGGCUUCAAACUUCAGGAUAACGACAUUAUCGUUGCUAUGAUGCAAAAUGGGCAGCAAUCGGUGAUGAUGCCUAAUACUCGAUCGAAGCUUGAAGAUUAUGGUUUCAUCGAGUGCGUUGGGGCAUGCCCUCAUCUUGGUGGGCAAGCAACAGGCUGUCACAAGGAGUGUACUAAUCAGGUACACUCACCAUUACGAGAAUCGCUCCUCAAGGCAUUGGCGUACCGAUACGAACCGACACCGACCGAGGCCGCCACGCGUAUGAAAUGGCUACACCAACAUGUCUCAUCAUCACCGAUCUUAAGACUAGUGAAACCGCGCUUACCCGAAGAACUUCGUUGCCGAAUCGCAAAGUAUCUUCUGGAGGGCUCUUCUCUGCACCGCUACGCCGUGGCAUACGCUCAGGUUCUGGCAAAAAAGGCGACAAACGUUGUCCCUCCCAUCAGCGUCGUGGCCAAGAUCUGGGCCCGUUUCGUCGACUUCGAAGGCACUCGCUAUGUAUCGUCUUUGAGUAAUUCGUGCGACGAAGGUCAUACGGAGAGAAUGUUCGCGCCUGACGCUUCUCGGCGCGUGAAAUCCGUGCAUAUCGCUGAGAAUUAUCUCGGUGUGAUGCAGUUGCUUUUCUGUUACUCCGAGCAGCCUCCAGCCGUGGAGAGUUGCCAGGGCCUCUGGUGGAGAGUCAUUCGACUUUAUGAUGGCCCGAUGCUUCUCACAUCCACUGACGGUGUAAAGUUGCGUGACGUUGUCUCAAGAGAUACGGACACGAACUUGCAUCUAAAGUACCUGUGGUCUACUCCUCCAUCAGAGCCCAUUCGAUUGGUUCAACUAAGUCCAAUUCCGCCAUCAGCUCAACUCUCAGAUCUAGUGUGCAACGGACCGCGUGUGACUGCGUAUUCAGUUUAUUGGAACUGCCGGAUUGUGUAUCUACAUGCCCAUGCCGAAGGAGAAGAUCUUGCGUUCUAUAAUGGCUAUGACGAUGGAAUCUGGGUGUAUUGUCCUCUUGAGCAGGGAGAGAAGGUAUCCGAAAUCUGGAAGUACAGUCAAUUCAAGCGAGGCUGUGUUCUGAUCUUCAAAACGACGCAUAACCGUGUUGCUUAUUUCGGUCCUCAACCUAAGUUGCAGCCAUUUCCUGUGCCAAACUUGAUCGAUCUUCCCCGUCAAGAUGGAGGAAGCCGGCUAUUCUUCGAGCACUCUCCGCUGGGGGUACGCAUGCUAGCCUUCGAAACUCCUAUACCGACACCUGCUUCGUAUUCACUCGCUCUUCCCACACCAUCAUCUCAACAUCCAAAGUCAACUUUCUUCGAGCCCUACUUCUACUCUACAGCGUCCUUAGAUGGUGUUGUUAGAAUUGUGCCAUGUCAGCGCUAUGUACGAAGCAUGCUGCGUAUUACAGGACUGCUUCUUCAGUUUUCUGAGGGCCGGCAGUGCUGCCUUGGUCAGGUUCGACUCGACAGCUUGGGCAGUCCAUUCCAAGCAAGUAGCCAUCAAGCCGUAUGGCUCAUUUUCUCCAAGGAUGACAACAGGCCGUUCGUGUCUGCCUUGGAACUUUCAGAACCUGAAGACAAAAAAGGCCCCUGCUGUCUUGAAAUACAAGUUCGUGGCCAAUUGGAUUGGUGGUUUUCCUCGAGGCAAUGCCAAGUGUGCUACCAGGACAAAUCGAGUCCACCAACUAGACUAUGACUCAAAUACAAUCGGUGCAAUGAAAUGAUUCCGGGACCUUUGUUGUUCACGGAAUUACAUCUCAUAUCAUGCAGUAUAAGAAACGGUUGAUGGUUGGCUCUGGGCAUUUAAUG
Molecule: messenger RNA, 1944 nt
Organism: Colletotrichum phormii
Lineage: Eukaryota; Fungi; Ascomycota; Sordariomycetes; Glomerellales; Glomerellaceae
Exons: 4
Coding region: 116-1831 (571 amino acids)
Source: RefSeq, a predicted model, not a curated record